AUGACAAGGAAGAGGGCAAGGCAAGAGGUUUUUUCCAGGAGUAGCGAGGAGGUUGAGGAGGAUGAGCCACGCUUGUGCGCGCCCCAUGUACUUUCGUUUUUGAAGGAAGCAUUCGAACGGAAGUAUCAAACUGUGAGUGGUCUGGACAAUGUGGAGCUCUUGCGCGCUGAGCUCCAGGAAGUAGGGGAGGAUUGGCUGCGUGGGAAGAACAGGAUAGCGCCCAUGGUGACCAUGGUACAGUCGAGUGGCUGGGGAAAGUCGAGGACUACGUGUGAGCUUGCGACUCGGGGUGUGUUCGUGGUUUACUGCUCCUUCGCCUCGCCCUCCGGCUCCGCGUACCCUCCAAGGUCCGCCAUUGCCGAUUUCUUCUACGACAGCGCUGUCACCUUGCUCAGCUCGGGGCCAUUGCUUGUGUCGCAGAGCAGGUUCAUGCUCUUUUGCAUGGACUACUUCGAAUCGUGCAUCGACACAGCCGUGGAGACGAAGUUGGAGCCGGAAGCAUUCCUGAAGGAGCUGAUGCUUGGAGCCAGAGUCUGGAAUAUAGUGCGGGACAAGAUCAAUGGUCGGAAACACGACCGGGAGAAGCUGUCUCGGAAGCUGGAGCCGGUUCUCUUGCGCCUGCAUGGAAAGGAAUCCAACGUUUGGGACGAAUGGGAAGACUUGCUGCUACUUGCGAGAAGGAGAACGAAAAUUCGCAACAAACUCAAGGACUUCCCAGCGUCUCCAAGUGGGAAGCUCCAAGUUUUGUUCGUCAUGGACGAAGCCCGAUGGACAAGAGCUACCAGGGUUCUGCCAGACACAGGAGCUGUGGCUGCUAUCUUCAUCGACACCUGCAGCAGUAUUAUCAAGAGCUUAGCUCCGCGCUCGCCACCGGAAACAGGCAGCCUUUCGCUCGAUCAUGUCACAGAUUCGGGUCGUCUCUUUGCAUACGGCCGUCCGUUGUGGGCAGCAAUGUACAAGGCUUGUGGAAGUCGGGUACAGGUCCUUGCUGUGGAGAAGCUUCUUGGUGGUACUGGAACAUCUAACAAGUUUCAUCACAAUGGAACGAUAUCGAUAGAGGCCAAGUUGGCUGUGCUGUGCUCCAGGGUGUGCAUCGACAUUAACCCGCAGGCCAGCAUUGUCUCUCGCAUGGUUGCCAGCCAUUUGCUUACCGUCGAGUCCAUCUCGGACGACCGGGAGCGUGUCUGGACGGAUUGGGCCGUGGAGCCAGCAGUUGCAGCGGCCGCAGCUCUUGUUUUGCGGCGACAGCCAAUCAACGAGCCGAAGGCUUCCGGGUGGAAGAUUUGUUUGGAAGAGCUUCAGGAAGGGCUCCAGAAAGGUUGGAUCGAUGCUGGUUGCAAAGCGGAGCUUGUGGCACGACUGCUGCUGUUACUUGCAGUGGACAGACUAGAGAAGCAUGUGUUUGACUGCUUCACUCUAGAGGAGUUGUGUGGCAGCCUUUGCGGGAAGACGCUACUUUGCAUAGAGGAUGUUUCUCAGCGGAAGAGUUGGGAAAAGGUGGCGAAAGCGAAGUUCUUGUGCUUGCAGUUUAAAAGGCUCGACAUACCACCAAAAGAGCUCACGAAGGAGCAAAUGUUUGCACUGGGAAAGGCGGGUGUUGGAAUCAUCUGCCCAAAGGGGGGAGUCGACAUGAUCUUAGUGGGCUUCACGGGUGACACUUUCAGCCUGGAAACCAUGACACUCGUUCUGCUGAAAGUCAGUCUUUGGGGGCAGCCACUGAAGCUGGAUGUAGAAUUUGCAAAGUGUUCCAGAGAGUUUUCCGGGAUAGCACCAGAGCUCCAGGUACCAUACGCCAGCUUGUUCCUGAAUCUUGGCGACAUGCCGGGGAGUGUCAGCUUCAGAAGGGGGAAAGCUGUCAAGGAAGUAUUGCUGAAUACGAGGCCUGCAAAUGCUUCUAUGGCGUUGGCGUUGAAAGAAGUUUUCCCACAAUGCCGAGGUGUUCGUCUGUGGGAGAAGAAUAAGGGAGAGUUAUUCAAGCAAGGGAAUUCUUAUGAAGCGUGGAAAGCAUAUUUCAAAGGUUGCUUUAAGCUUCAAAACGUUGUGGCUAUCCAAGGUUUAAAGGCAUUUUUAGACGCAAAAAGAGUUGAAGAUCUUCUCAAAUUUUCUUUGCGUUCUACCAAGGGAAUGAGGAUGUUGGAGCAGAGGAGUCAGGAGAGGUGUUCAAAGCGCAUGUAUUGCUUUGUGGGAAAAUGCAAAGUGCGCAAACUUGUGUAGUUUGUUAAAAUACUACAUUGGCAAUUCUAACUAAUACUGUUGUGGAAAGAAAA
This is a messenger RNA of Selaginella moellendorffii, 2267 nucleotides long. RefSeq lists its product as uncharacterized. The transcript has 4 exons. The record is from RefSeq and is a predicted model, not a curated record. NCBI's taxonomy places the organism in Eukaryota, Viridiplantae, Streptophyta, Lycopodiopsida, Selaginellales, Selaginellaceae. Bases 1 to 2214 code for a protein of 737 amino acids.